Molecule: messenger RNA, 5088 nt
Organism: Zalophus californianus (California sea lion)
Lineage: Eukaryota; Metazoa; Chordata; Mammalia; Carnivora; Otariidae
Gene: SGTB
Product: small glutamine rich tetratricopeptide repeat containing beta
Exons: 11
Biological process (GO): post-translational protein targeting to endoplasmic reticulum membrane
Cellular component (GO): membrane; TRC complex
Molecular function (GO): molecular adaptor activity; protein binding
Source: RefSeq, a predicted model, not a curated record
CCGGGGGGCGGUUCUGGGGAGACCCAGUGGCCGGGAACGGAGCGCGCAGCCGGGUGGGCUGAGGGGCGACGGCGGCCUGGGAGCCGGGGAAGUUUGGGCGACCGUUGGCAGUGCUGCGAUCGGGAGCCAGGCUGAAGCCGGAGGACCAGGGGGCGGGCGUCCCGGCUUACGGACGCCCCCGGGCCCGCUGCCACUGUCUCGCGUCCUCUCGCCUGGAAAAGUGUUUAAGCUUUUAAAAUGUCAUCUAUCAAGCACUUAGUUUAUGCAGUUAUUCGUUUCUUACGGGAACAAAGUCAGAUGGAUGCUUAUACUUCAGAUGAACAAGAAAGUUUGGAAGUUGCAAUUCAGUGCUUGGAGACAGUUUUUAAAAUCAGCCCAGAAGAUACCCAUCUAGCAGUGUCACAGCCUUUGACAGAAAUGUUCACCAAUUCCUUCUGUAAGAAUGACAUUCUGCCUCUCUCAAACUCAGUGCCUGAAGAUGUGGGAAAAAGCUGACCAUUAAAAGAUGAAGGCAAUAACCACAUGAAAGAAGAGAAUUUUGCUGCUGCUGUGGAUUGUUACACACAGGCAAUAGAACUGGAUCCAAAUAAUGCGGUUUAUUAUUGCAACAGGGCUGCCGCUCAGAGUAAAUUAGGUCACUACACAGAUGCAAUAAAGGAUUGUGAGAAAGCAAUAGCAAUUGAUUCAAAAUACAGCAAGGCAUAUGGGAGAAUGGGACUGGCCCUCACUGCCAUAAAUAAAUUUGAAGAAGCAGUUACAAGUUACCAAAAGGCAUUAGAUCUUGACCCUGAAAAUGAUUCUUAUAAGUCGAAUCUGAAAAUAGCAGAACAGAAGUUAAGAGAGGUAUCCAGUCCUACAGGAACUGGAUUGAGCUUUGACAUGGCUAGCUUAAUAAAUAAUCCAGCCUUCAUUAGUAUGGCAGCAAGUUUAAUGCAGAAUCCUCAAGUUCAGCAGCUAAUGUCAGGAAUGAUGACAAAUGCUAUUGGGGGACCUGCUGCUGGAGUUGGGGGACUAACUGACCUGUCUAGCCUCAUCCAAGCGGGACAACAGUUUGCUCAGCAGAUACAGCAACAGAAUCCUGAACUUAUAGAGCAACUUAGAAAUCACAUCCGGAGCAGAUCAUUCAGCAGCAGUACUGAAGAACAUUCGUGACUUGACCAGGAACCCUGGCCCAGAGCACAAAUGAUUAUGGCUCUUGAGUGUUUGCUGUAGAUAGUGGCCAAAACAAAGACACCUAAAGAAUCAAUCUGUCUAGAUGAUAGGUUUAUCAUAAAGACUUGAACAUAACAUGACUCCUUUGUAAACAAAUGAUCAGUAGCCCUGUGGAGUGCCAGUGUAGUACUGGACAGGGUUCCAUUUUCAAAUCUUCAUCGUCAUAUUUGUAUAUUAGACCUAAUAGCAGAGUAUAUUUAUUGAACAGUAAGGCUGUUUAUUGGUGAGCUCUCCAGCUCCAGAUUCCCUUAAGCAAACUUCUUUGAAAGAUGGAGAUGAUGAAGAGGAAAGGUUUCUCAUGCUGGUUUAGGAGAAAUAUCCUGGCCACUGAACAGCGUGUCUGGAGAGAAGAAAUUUAUUGUCUAGAUUUCAUUUGGAAAGUGCUCUCAGGACUGAAUAUAGAUCACAGGGCCAGUACUAUCUUUAAUGCUGCUUGUUCUGAUGGGUAACAGGGAAUACUGAGAGCUGGUGGGAAGCAGAAUUUGGUGCAGGGGUUGUUUUUUGAAAAGGAAAAUAGAUGCUGUGAAUGUACAGAGAGUGAAGGUAGGAUGUUCAGGUUUUCUGCAUAGUUCUUAAUUCAUCUUGCCUGCAUUUUGGUCUUGAUAACAUUAGCAUGGCCAAUUACUCUAAGAACAUAAUAAAAUACAUUUAGAAAUCCUUAAUGGUUCUUUAGGUCCUUUGUAUAACUAUUCAAUUUAAUGUACACAAUUUCUCCAGUGGUGACCUUACCAUGGAAACUCUCAAAUAUAUUUACAUUUAAAUAAGCCAGUGGUUUGACCCUCAAGUUAAGGAUUUUCUAAGUGGCAUUUAAUUAUGUGCAUAUAAAUACUGAUUUUUUAAAAACUCACUAAUUAUCUGAUGGAUUACGAAAAGCUUCUAUCACUAACAUUGCUUGUUCAUGUAGACCUUUGCUGUAAUUUGGCUUGGCAUGUUGCUUUUAUGCUUAAUCUUAAUUUGAUGCAAUGUAAACAUAACAGGGGACUUAAAAUAUUUCACUGAAAUCAGAACUCAUAGUAGUUAAUGAAGAAAUGUGGCAUUAAGUAUUAAUGGCAUGGCUUUAACUACAGCGAUGGAAAGACCAUUCUAACUGGAGUUUCUUUUGUUAAUUACAGAAUUGGUAAAGUUGGGUGAACACACAAUUUCACAAGUGUUGUGAGAGACAACUGAAAAAGUAAUACAAAAUUAAGUUAGUAAUGCUCAUGAUGAGGGCUUUACUAUAACUAUUGUCCUCAGAAGACCUGGUAUGUGUAAGUUUAAAAACCAACUUUUCCUUUCUUUCCCUUGUGAGAUUAGAACAGUGGUUCUGUAAUUUCACUGUAAGAAUUCAUUAAAAAUGCAGUUUUAAUGGGUCCUGGAGUAAGGCCUGGGAAUCACCAUUUUAAAUAGCAUACCAGGUGGUUCUGAUGUAGGUCCAAGGACUCUAAUUUAGAGGAACAGUUAAGUUAACAGUUUUAACAGUUAAGUUCUUAGACUUCUCCUCAGAACAGCAAAUACAUGACUGCCUGUGUUCACGCUACAAGGAAGACCCAUAUAAAUCUAUAGUUCUGGCCAGAGAAGAGCAGGACUUAAAAUUUUAGGCCCUCUGAAUGAAAUCUCCUAUAUUCUAUCUAAGCCAACUUAAUUUUUUAUAAAGUUAAAUUCAGGUUCUAGUGUUCAAGUGUUACACAGAAUGAGGUACUAACUAUUCACAUGAAAGGUAGGACUGUUCUGGAAAAAAAAAAGUAAAAGGUGAUCCACAAUUAAAAAAUUAGCUACUCUUGGGGCACCUGUCUGGCUCAGUAGGUAGAGCAUGUGACUCUUGAUCUCAGGGUCAUGAGUUCAUGAGUUCAGGCUCCACGCUGGGCAUAGAGCUUGCUUAAUUAAAAAAAAAAAAAAGCUACUCUUAUCCAGUGGUAAGAAAAAGUUUCUAGCAGAACUAUCUCGAGUGCAUUAAAAUGCUUUUAGAUCAAUAAAAUUAGUAAGCCUCUAGGUAACUGACUAGGAAAAUAAAGAAAAUACAAAUCAACAGUACCAGACGUGAAAGGGGUAUCACCACAGCCUUCCGGACUUUAAAGGGAUAAUCAGAAAAUAUAAUGACCAACUCUAGGUCCAUAUAUUGCACAACUUACAUGAAACAUUAAUUCCCUGUAAGAUAAAAAUUACCAAAGCUCAGUGAAGAAACAGAUAUCCUCCAGAAGAGCAAGCUACGGGCCCAGAUGAUUUCAAUGGUAAAUUCUACCAAACAUUGACAGGAGAAAUAAUAUCAAUUCUACACUAUCUCUUUCAGAAAACAGAAGAAGAGGAAACACUUUCCAACUCAUUUUAUUUAGUUAUUUACUCUGAUACCAAAGUCAGACAAAGGCAUUAUAAGAAAAAACACUUUAAAACAAUGUCUUGAUUUGCUAAUAUCUAUAGUUGGGGUAAGCCAUUCUUUUUACAUGAAGAGCUGGUAUAUUCCUUCCAUUUCAACUUUCUAGUUUGUUUCUUGGUUGAUAUACCACCUAUAACAAAUUCAAUCUACGUAUACCUUCAUCACUUUGGAAUCACUGCAAAUUAUUUCAAGGAAGUUUUGUGCAGUUGGAUUGUGCUAGCUACUCUUAAAAUUUAAGGGAUGCCCCAAAUACUAUGCUGGCUUGUCCUGAACAAGAGGACAUGAAAGUAAAUCUUUAUAUACAUUCUACUUAGGAAUGAUUGGCUUCUGUUAACCACACUUCAUUGUAAUAGCUGUGGCUGUCAUGAUGCUAUGGAAAACUUAAAAAGUCCCUUUUAUGCAAAUGACAUUUUCAUUUAAUGUGCCAAACUGUUUAUCUAAUUUUUCUAAUAUGGCUUAAACAGAUCCUAAGAUGACAUUAUCUAACCUUUACUUAAAGAAUGGGCAAUAUGUAUCAUAAAAAGAGACUCUAAUUAAAUCAAAUUAUAUAGCAGAUUCCAAGUGACCAUUAUGUUACUUUUAAAAUCUGGAACAAUGAAACAGAAGGUUCAGGCAUGACAAGAUGCUUAAAAAAACAAUCGAAAUACACAGUGCAGUGGAUAUAAAGUCUUAUCAUUCAAUCAUCCUUACUCAUUCUGGAAGAAACACAGACUUCAGCUUUAUACUGCUUGCACUUUAUUUUGCACAGAUAUUUCAUUAUUAGUGCAACUUAAGGGGCAAAUCUCAUUUUGAAUAUAGCUUUACUCUGGACCAAAUAAUUUGUCAUGGCAAUAAAUAAUUAUGCAUUUAAGAAAAACCAAUUUUUAUAUUUGACUUAAUGCACUCUAACAUUUAAGCAAUUAUAUUUACAUCCUUGAAUUUCAACUUACCAAAAUAAGCUUUUAUUUAACAGCAUAAGCUUUUGGUUUCCUUACAAAAUAUUGAAACUUAUAUAUUCAUGUUGCAAACUUGUUUACAAUCUUAACUUUCUUACUCUUUUGUUCCUGGAAUAAGUAAAUCACUGUGAUUACAUACAGAGACAGUCUUAUAGUAUUAAUACAUGAUGUAGAGUUCAAAAUCAAAUAGCAGAGGUGGAAAUCCUUUAAACAUGCCUUAUGAAAAUAAGGAGCUUAUUUUUCAAUGUGGAAAAAAAAAACAAACCAGGACUUUUUGGCUUAGAAUUAGAAAAUUAUCAGGAUUCUUAGUUAAAAGUUAACAGAGUAAUCAACAAUCCAAGAAAUUAAACCAAUUCUGAUCUGCUGUUAGUAACUGAAAUUUAGACCAUGUAGGUUAAUAUGUAACUACAAACAUAGGUACAUACAAACAGAAUAACUGAAAACUGAGGAGAACUCAUACUGUGUUAGCAAUAUAAGGUUACAUGAGCCCUACUCCCUUUGUCUUAAGCUUUUUCUGCUGACUGAGGAGUUAGGAAAAAAACUGGGGUUAAUUGGAAACUUAAAUAAAGUAUAAGAGUCGAAAGUUUUAAA